Messenger RNA from Eruca vesicaria subsp. sativa (arugula), 2679 nucleotides. The record is from the annotation of a GenBank genome assembly. Lineage: Eukaryota; Viridiplantae; Streptophyta; Magnoliopsida; Brassicales; Brassicaceae.
AUGAUGAUGUUCAAGGAUUGUGAAGUCGAAGUGUGUUCCGAGGAAGAAGGGUUUGCAGGCGCUUGGUUUCGAGCCGUGUUAGAAGAGAAUCCAACAAAAUCUGGUCGUAAGAAGCUCCGUGUCCGUUACUUGACUUUGCUAGACGAUGAUGGUCUCUCUCCCCUCACUGAGUUUCUCGAGCAGAGAUUCAUCAGGUCGAUCCCGCCGGAGGAGAUGCAAAACGACGUCGUUUUGGAGGAAGGAACUUUGGUUGAUGCGGAUCAUAGAGAUGGGUGGUGGACUGGUUACAUCUUGAAGAAGAGAGCUGAUAGUGAGAGGUUUCUUGUUUACUUUGAUUCACCGCCUGAUAUUAUUGAGUUCGAGAGGGAUCAGUUGAGGGCUCAUCUUGUUUGGACCGGGUGGAAAUGGGUCGUACCGGAAAAGAAGGAACUGGAUAAGUCUAUGUAUUGCUCAGGAGCAAUGGUGGAAGUGAGAUCUUUGAGAGAAGAUACUGAACCUGCGUGGUACCCGGCAUUGAUGGUUACAGAGAUUGAAGUAUCUGAUGAUGAUGAGAGGAAGUUCACUGUUAAGGACUUUAAUCAGCAGUUGAGCUGCAUUGGUGGCGAGGCAGCACCAAACAUAACUGUUGAGGCUCACAGGGUUAGACCCGCUCCGCCUCCUUCCUCCUCCGUUGGAGAGUAUGAGUUGUUGGAACGAGUAGAGGUGUUGCAUGGUUCUGGAUGGUGCCAAGGGUUAGUGAGGAAACUUCUCACCGAGAGAUGUUACUUGGUUGGUUUAGAAGUUACCAAGGAGGAAUUUGUAUGUAAACACUCGCAACUUCGACCCUUGAUGGUGUGGGAGAAUGGGAUUUGGCGUAACGAAUCGAAGCAAAAGCCCGUGAAGGAGACUCCUUCCAACAUCUUAAACAAGAAUCCAAUGCACUCUUGUUCUGGUCCUAAGCCUUUCACUAGAGUUGAAACUGUGGAUGCCACUGUAGAGUUGAGAACGAAGAAGAGGGCUGAUGUUGUUAUUAUUAGUGAUAAAACUCCUACGGUCACAACUACAACACAGCUGAUACAAACCGAAACUGAAGGACAAAAAUCCUCUGAGAAGAGACUUGAGCUAAAGAUGCCUGAAGAGAAGAACAACAAAUCUGGUGGUAGAAAAAGGCAAAGAGAACAAGAACAACACAAGGAUAUGAAUGAAACUGGAAAUGCAUCUACUAGCUCGGAAGAUAGGGUUAGGAAAAGCGGACAAAAGCAAAAAACUUUAAAAGAAACUCCAAAGAAGCCAAUGCGUUCUUCUUCUGGUGCUAAUGAGAAGGCUACACAGCAUGUGAAGAAAACCCUGAAUCCACAUCACAGUGAAGAGAACAGCGCUGCCACUGGAGAAUUAGGAAAGGAUGGUGUGAUGAAUGAUAAAACCCCGUUGGUUAUAACAACCCCAGACGUGAUGGCAAUAGCGAAAGAAUAUGCAUCCCCUUCUUUGGUCAUAACUGCAACACCAUUGAAACAAACAGAGGCCAAAACUGUUGUAGCAAAUACAUCCCCCAUGGAGGCACCUGAGCAGCCACCUGAGCAGCCAGUGAUGAAUCUGAAUGAUAUUGGAAAUGAUUCAACUCCUCAUAAGACUCCUGAGGAGGAGAAUAGCAAAGCUAAGAGCAGGAAAAGGAAAAGGGAACAAGAUCAACACUCAAACCUGAAUGAAGAAGCUGAUGGGAAUAGCAAUGUUUCAACUGCUGAGAUGAAUGAUACAGCAAGUAAACAUAUGUGCCACGAUGGUGAAGUUGUAGAUCAGCUUAUCUCUACUUGGAUAGAAAAUCCAUCUACUGAGCUGUCUCCUGAUCAGAGCUCAAACAUGGUGAAAAAUUCUGCUUCUGCUGCUACUUGUGUUGAGGAAACACCGGUCAGAGACACUCUAGUUAAUUUGCCUUUUACAAAGAUGGUGCCAUAUUGGAAGACAUGUGAGUCAUCAGAUGGUUUCAAGUCUGUUCCACAAAGGCCUCACUUCAGCCCAUUGCUUGAAUCUAAAGACGAUCCCGAUCACCGUGAGUGGUUAGCUGUUGGCAUGAUGGUGACCUUUUAUGACUUGCUAAAAGAAGUGAAGCGUCUGAAGCUUGAUGAUCCCACAAGCAACCUCAACUAUCUCAUGGUGUCAUUUGCAAAACUAGAGAAGCAUGGUUUCGAAGUUGAAGCUCCACAAGCAGCAAUCAACAAAGUGUUGUCUCUCAAAGAUGUGUUAGCUAAGAAGGAGGAAGAACAAAAGCGUUUGAAGGACAACAUUGAAGAGGAAAAGAGUGGAAGUCUCAAGUUAGAAGAAAUGAGGGUUGAGUUGAAAGGCAAAAUCAGUGAGCUGCAACGCAAAAUCAGUGAACUGCAGAGAGAAGAGGCAGUUGCGGAAAAGAAGAAGGAAGCAGCUGAUAAAAAGAUAGAUGAGAUGAAGGCACAUGUGGGAAUGAUUAGCCAAGAAAUUGAAGAUGUGGAGAUUGAGUUUCAGAAAACUAUAUUAGCUCCAUGGUAACAAGUUAUAUAUAACCUCUCCCUAUUUUGGUAUAAAUGAAACGAGUAGAUGAAGUUAAUAUAAGAGUAUGUCCGAGAUUGUUGGCUUCUCUAAACUUUUAAGGUUAACAACCCUUUUGUAGAUCUUUAAUACUUUAUGAUGAUGAUGCUGUUUUGUUUAACUCAGAGAUAAAUCUGUUCA